AUGAAUGACUCAGGCGAUUACAUACCUGACGACGAGUCUCAGAUGUCUGAGUAUGAGAAGUUCAACUCAGAGUUCCUCCCUGAUUCAGAGGAAGAGGCAAACUCGGCCUCUGGUGCAGAGGUUUGGUCAAAGGAGCCUCGAAAGGAUGGUUCCCGAGGUGCUCUACCUGGAGAAGCUGCACAAUCAAUCAUUGCAUCUGCUGAUAGGGAACGGCUCCUCGCCAAGCAAUCUUUGAUUGCCCUGACCUUUCGUGCAACGUUCCGCAGCCAGCAGAAAAACCACGAUCUUCCAGAUUCAGUCCCAACUGUAAACGAGAGUGUGCAAUUGAUCUACGUCGCUCCGGCAUAUUCGAGGGCGUGGAUCAGGUGA
Messenger RNA from Clonostachys rhizophaga, 369 nucleotides. Lineage: Eukaryota; Fungi; Ascomycota; Sordariomycetes; Hypocreales; Bionectriaceae. The record is from the annotation of a GenBank genome assembly.